Octodon degus (degu) is the source of this 4340-nucleotide messenger RNA. It is a transcript of the gene Nek10, whose product is annotated as NIMA related kinase 10. The record is from RefSeq and is a predicted model, not a curated record. The transcript has 37 exons. Gene Ontology annotation, biological process: protein phosphorylation. The coding region runs from base 358 to 3708 and encodes 1116 amino acids. Lineage: Eukaryota; Metazoa; Chordata; Mammalia; Rodentia; Octodontidae. Gene Ontology annotation, molecular function: protein serine/threonine kinase activity; ATP binding.
GGUGCAGCUGGGCUGGUCGCAGUGCGCCGAAGGUUGAGGGGUCAGAGUGAGAACUAAGGGAAGGGUGGGACCCCGACCCAGACCAGCCCUUGACUGUACCAGCUACAAUGAGAACAAUCUGAAGAUUGGCCUGAAGGAGGGAAUCGUCCCUCCAGCGCGUAGUGGAAUCUUUUUCUUGAAUGAAACUGUACAGAGUGCUUCAGAGAAGAAAGAGCUUCUGUUCAGAAGAGAGCCCAUGUUCAGGCCUCCCUGGCUACAGUUCUCCCCUCCCACAAUCUUCAUCGCCCUCUUCUGGUUGUCAGGGAGCUGACAGUUGCUGGGACUGAGAUGUUAGUUUUGGGGUAUUGAUGUUUUACAAUGCCUGAUCAAGACAAAAAGCUGAAGACCACAGAAAAACCCACUGAUAAAAAGCAGCAAGGAAUCACCACCAGGGACUAUUCAGAUCUUAAAAGACUUCGGUGCCUUUUGAACGUUCAGUCAAGCAAACAACAGCUUCCAGCCAUUAACUUUGAGAGCGCCCAAAAUAGCAUGACGAAGGCUGAGGCCGCCAUCAAGGCGGGCAGGCACAGAGCUCGAGGUCAGUGGCACGAGUCCACAGAAGCUGUUGAACUUGAAAACUUUAGUAUAAACUACAAGAAUGAGAGAAAUUUCAGCAAACAUCCCCAGCAUAAAUUGUUUCAGGAGAUCUUUACAGCCUUGGUGAAAAAUAGACUCAUAUGCAGGGAGUGGGUUGAUCGAGCCCCAUCCAUUCAUUUUCUGAGAGUGUUAAUUUGUCUGAGGCUAUUAAUGAGGGAUCCAUGUUAUCAGGAGAUACUCCAUCAUUUGGGUGGGAUCGAAAACCUGGCUCAGUACAUGGACAUUGUGGCCAACGAGUACCUGGGCUGUGGCGAAGAGCAGCACAGUGUGGAUAAGCUGGUCAACAUGACGUAUAUAUUUCAAAAACUUGCGGCUGUCAAAGACCAAAGAGAGUGGGUCACCACAAGCGGAGCCCACAAGACACUAGUAAACUUACUCAGUGCUCGAGACACUAAUGUUCUUUUGGGCGCUCUUCUGGCCCUGGCCAGCCUAGCAGAAAGUCCACAAUGUAGGGAGAAGAUAAGUGAACUCAGCAUUGUAGAAAACCUAUUGAUGAUUUUACAUGAAUAUGAUUUGCUUUCCAAAAGACUCACUGCAGAGUUGCUGCGCCUCCUCUGCGCCGAGCCCCAGGUGAAAGAGCAGGUGAAGCUGUACGAGGGGAUACCUGUCCUGCUCAGUCUGCUGCACUCAGACCACCUGAAGCUGCUCUGGAGCGUCGUCUGGAUUCUGGUCCAGGUUUGCGAGGAUCCCGAGACCAGUGUGGAGAUUCGCAUCUGGGGAGGCAUCAAGCAGCUUCUUCAUAUUCUACGAGGAGAUAGAAAUUUUGUUUCUGACCGCUCCUCCAUCGGAAGCCUGUCUAGUGCGAACGCGGCAGGCCGAAUCCAGCAGCUUCAUUUGUCAGAAGACCUCAGCCCUCGUGAAAUACAAGAAAACACCUUCUCUCUUCAAGCCGCCUGCUGUGCUGCCCUCACGGAGCUGGUGCUCAAUGACGCCAACGCCCACCAGGUGGUCCAGGAAAACGGUGUAUAUACAAUAGCAAAAUUAAUUUUACCAAAUAAACAAAAGAAUGCAGCAAAAACCCAUCUACUACAGUGUUACGCUUUCCGAGCCCUGAGGUUUCUCUUCAGUAUGGAAAGAAACAGACCGCUCUUUAAAAGACUUUUCCCCACGGACUUGUUUGAAAUCUUCAUCGACAUAGGACAUUAUGUUCGUGAUAUCAGCGCUUAUGAGGAAUUGGUAUCAAAGUUGAAUUUGUUAGUGGAGGAUGAACUGAAACAAAUUGCUGAAAAUAUCGAAAGCAUUAAUCAGAACAAGGCUCCUUCGAAAUAUAUAGGCGACUAUGCAAUUCUGGAUCAUCUGGGGAGUGGAGCUUUCGGCUGCGUGUACAAGGUUAGAAAACGUAGUGGUCAGAAUCUUCUAGCAAUGAAAGAAGUUAAUUUGCAUAACCCAGUAUUUGGAAAGGAUAAAAAAGAUCGAGACAGCAGCGUGAAGAAUAUUGUUUCUGAGUUAACAAUAAUUAAAGAGCAGCUUUAUCAUCCUAACAUCGUCCGCUAUUACAAAACAUUUCUGGAAAAUGAUAGGUUGUAUAUAGUCAUGGAACUUAUAGAAGGAGCACCGCUUGGAGAGCAUUUCAGUUCUUUGAAGGAAAAACAGCACCAUUUCACUGAGGAAAGACUGUGGAAAAUAUUUAUACAGUUGUGCUUAGCUCUUCGAUACUUACACAAGGAAAAGAGGAUUGUGCAUAGAGACCUGACACCAAACAACAUUAUGUUGGGGGACAAGGACAAAGUGACCAUUACUGACUUUGGCCUGGCAAAGCAAAAACAAGAAAACAGUAAGCUCACAUCUGUUGUUGGAACGAUCUUGUACUCUUGCCCAGAGGUGCUGAAGAGCGAGCCAUAUGGAGAGAAGGCCGACGUCUGGGCUGCGGGCUGCAUCCUCUAUCAGAUGGCGGCUCUGAGGCCUCCCUUCUACAGCACCAACAUGCUCUCCUUGGCUACAAAAAUAGUGGAGGCGGUGUAUGAACCAGUGCCAGAAGGUACUUACUCUGAGAAAGUGACAAGUACCAUCAGCAGGUGCCUCACUCCUGAUGCAGAAGCCCGCCCAGAUAUUGUAGAAGUCAGUUCGAUGAUUUCAGAUGUCAUGAUGAAGUAUUUAGACAACUUAUCUACAUCUCAGCUAGCUUUGGAGAAGAAAUUGGACCGGGAACGGAGGCGCACACAGAGAUAUUUUUCGGAAGCCAACAGGAAUGCUGUCACGUGUCAUCAUGAGCUGGCUCUGCUGUCUCAUGAAACCUUUGAGAAGGUAAGCUUGAGUAGCAACAGCAGUGGAGCAGCCAGCCUGAAAAGUGAGCUCUCAGAAGGUGCAGAUCUGGCCCCUGAGGGCUUUCAGGGACCCUGCGGGAAGGAUGAAGACAGGGCCUGUGACGAAAUGCUGUCCGAGGACAGCUUCAACCUGGAGACUGUCGAGAAAGAUAUCUAUUCAGAGCUAGACGAUGAAUUGGACAUUUCGGAUAACUCCAGCAGCUUGAGCUCAAGUCCUUUGAAAGACUCUACAUUCAGCAUUUUAAAAAGAAGUUUUAGUGCUUCGGGAGGUGAAAGGCAGUCGCAAACAAGGGAGUUCACUGGUGGAGUAGGACCAAGACCACGCCCAGCAUCUGCAGGGAUUGCCGUGUCCCAGAGGAAAGUGCGUCAGAUCAGUGAUCCUAUUCAGCAGAUACUAAUUCAGCUGCACAAAGUCAUCUACAUCACGCAGCUUCCUCCGGCAUUGCACCACAAUUUGAAAAGAAGGGUAAUAGAGAGAUUCAAGAAAUCCCUCUUCAGCCAGCAGAGUAACCCCUGUAACUUGAAAUCUGAAAUUAAAAAGUUAUCUCAGGGAUCUCCAGAACCAAUUGAACCAAGCUUUUUCACAGCAGAUUACCAUUUAUUACAUCGUUCAUCGGGUGAAAACAGCCUGUCCCCAAACGACCCCACAGGUCCACCUACCAGCUUUGAUUUGGAGGAGGGAAUAACAUAUGAACAGAUGCAGACCGUGAUUGAAGAAGUCCUUGAGGAAAGUGGCUAUUACAAUUUUACAUCUAACAGGUACCACUCCUAUCCAUGGGGGACCAAGAAUCACCCAAGCAAGAGAUGAAAAUGCACUUUGAAUGCCCUCAAUUUUCCUGGUGAAGUUCAAAUUCUGAUUUCAUCCACUGCUGCAAGAUGUCCAAGGACUGAAUGUCCACGGAAGGGGAUGGGAGAGCGAAGACCAAAAUGCCAUGGAGGCUGCAGGACGUUUUUUCAGGAGGCCUUGUGUAGGGGUAUAUGACAGCUGUAGUUCUAGGGAAUUCCCUUCCAUUGGUCGCUCUAUACAAGGUGGCUGGGCUGUCAAAGUAUUCCUGAGAGAAAAUGCUGCAAAAUUCAUCUGUUUGUGCAUGGAUGGAGGGGGCCAUACACAUAGAACUUUCCUCCAAGUUAAAGAGAAAAACUUGUUAUAUUUUUCAAAGAAACAUUUUAUACUCAGGAUUGCUGAAAAUAUAGUGAAAGACAUCUACUCUUCCAUGUAUAUAUAGUUUUGGAUAAAGAAAAUUACAGGACACAGAAUGAUAUAUUGGGUGAUUCACUAUGGCCCCAAUUUUUUAUCUUAAAAUAUUGUAAUUUUUUUUAAAGAAAGGGUUGGUUCUCUUAACCAUUUGGGUGCUAGUGGUCUUGAACCACAGUACAGUGUAGACAGUAUUUAUAACCUUGCACAGCAUCUGGGAACAACUAUUAAUUGUCAGAUUUAAC